Dreissena polymorpha is the source of this 2354-nucleotide messenger RNA. RefSeq lists its product as uncharacterized. The coding region runs from base 21 to 1610 and encodes 529 amino acids. The record is from RefSeq and is a predicted model, not a curated record. NCBI's taxonomy places the organism in Eukaryota, Metazoa, Mollusca, Bivalvia, Myida, Dreissenidae. Gene Ontology annotation, molecular function: calcium ion binding. The transcript is spliced from 15 exons.
GCGACCAUUUUGGUGCCAACAUGGGCGAUCUUUCAAAGGAGAAUCUGCGUCUCAACCGGAUGACGAAAUUCGUGUUCACGUGCACGCAUCUCACGGAGCUGCGGAACGCCAUUCUUGACCUGUUCGAACUCUUCGACGAUAUUCUCACCAACCCAAUCAACACCUACUCCGACCUCAUGGACCGGGUCAACCGAGUACGGGAAGGUCGUCUAGCCAACGUGCGCAGUAAAUAUCUUCUGAAUGAUGAGGCUGGGUACCACGAAGGCAAAUUUACCGAUAACGAGACUGUCAGUGUCGUGAAAAUCCUCCUCGACUUUGUGGCAAUGAUGGACAACUGUGUAGCAGCAAUAGUCGGCAAAGUUGAAGACUACAACGAAGGAACCAGCCUGCUGGAGGGGAAGAUCCGUUCGCUCGAGGACCGGCUGAAGACGACCGAGCAGCUGUUAGAGAACAGUCACGUGGUCCACAAGGAGCGGCAUGCAGAGAUCACCGCCCUCGUGGACCGGAACCAGCAGCUUCUAAAGCAGAUCGCGGAGAAAAACGAAAGGAUACGAUUAUUAGAGAAGUCUGAACGUGUCUCGCGCUGGGAGGAGGAAAAGAAAAUAUUAUUGAAGCAGUCUGCUGCUAGAAUAGAUGAACUCGAAAAGGAAGUUGAACAUUUAAAGAGAAGCCUCGAUCUGCAUAAAAAUAUAGCGUCUACGACGGAUACAUCAUAUAAGGCGAUGAAGCUGAAGAACCAGCUGAUGACAGAAAAGGGGAACAGCGAGGACCAGACGCACAAUCUCACCAGAGAGCUUGGCCAACAGAACUUCAUGCAGGACAAGGACAUCAUGUAUUUAGAGAAGCAGCUAUAUGACCUUCAGACCUCCACUGUAGGCGUACUAGGCGGAAUGAAGACCGAUUUCCACCAACUAACCAAAAAGUUCAUUGAUCCUUCGGAUGGUCACAUCGAUGAAGAAUUCGUGAAACUGUCAUCACGGAUGGACAAAGUGCACAAGGCCAUUGCAGAGAACAGUAUAGACACUGUCAAACAAGUGCUGCCACCUCACUACAAGUUUACUGAUGACGAGAAUAUAAAAGUCAAAAGAAUACGCCGUUUAUCAAUGCCUGCUAAAAUACCUCCCAGAGUGCCCUCUCAUUUGGAUAACAGGAAACCCGUUCUAUCGCCGAUUCCCAGUUCCGGUGAGCACACGCCAAUAGAAACCCGAGACCUUCAUGACAUCCCUGAAUCUAAGAACCCUGUUUUGAUAGAUCCAAGUACCAAACGUCUUCACUCAAUAAAUCCGCUGAAGUACUUCCCAUUCAUGUCGCCAGCGUUUAUCAAAGACCAGUACGAGAGAUUUAAAGAAUACGAUGAAAAUGGAGACGGUUCGUUAGAUCUAGAAGAGAUGGUGCAUUGCGUGAAGAAGCUGGGAUUCCAGUUUAAUGUGCACGAACUUCAGGAGGCCAUGGAGGAGGUAGACAGGGAUGGAAACAACAGCCUGGACUUUUUCGAGUACAUGCUGAUCAUUGACGGCAUCUACAGACGAAAUGGUCAAGCUGCGGUAUUCAAGGAGGGAUUUACGGAAGUUAAGAAGAAAAACAUGUCCAAAACGUGUUCUAUUCAGUAACAGACAUGGUAAAGAAGCACGGUGCUACGUUUGUUGUUCACAAUGUUAAGUUGCUUACAACCAGAUCCGAUCACACUUGUCCACACACAUCCUUUAACCCAUUUAUGCCUAGUGGACUCUCAUCCUUCUAAAUUGUAUCAAUUUAUUUCCAAAAUUAGGGAUGUCUAGUAUAUGCAUUUCUAUAUUUAGAAUAUUUCUUACAGAAAUUCCUGUAAGCAAACAGCGCAGACCCUGAUAAGACGCCGCAUCAUGCGGCCUCUCAUCUGGGUCUACGCUGUUUGCCAAGGCCUUUUUUUAUAGACGCUAGGCAUAAAAAGGUUAAAUAGAAAUUAACUGGUCAAUGUAACGGUGUUGUAUCCCGUACUAUUGCUUAGAUAUUGUUCAGAUAGUUUUUGUCUUUGACAAUCACUAGCGCUUGUUGUAUAUAAGUGCGAUAAUCUAUCAUUAAAGAUCAAUCAGUUAUCAGAGCGUUCCCCUAUCACAAUAUCUGCAUGUCGUUGUCACUCAGAUUCCAUGCAUCGCAUCGUUUAAAGUAUAGCUCAUAAUCACAAUGUUUAAUUUUCAUUUCAAAUAACAUUAUUCAAUAUAUUUGUCAUAGCAAUAUUUACAGUUGAACUUCAAAUCACAAUGUUUAAACUGCCAUUUCCAUAAAUAUUGUUUAAAAAUCUAUGCCAAUCAAAGUGUUUUACAAGUCAUUAAACACAAUUGUCAAUAUCAAUCAUUUUAUAAUUUUAUAAUUUUGUA